This is a messenger RNA of Mytilus trossulus (common blue mussel), 2784 nucleotides long. RefSeq lists its product as uncharacterized. The record is from RefSeq and is a predicted model, not a curated record. NCBI's taxonomy places the organism in Eukaryota, Metazoa, Mollusca, Bivalvia, Mytilida, Mytilidae. Bases 61 to 2784 code for a protein of 907 amino acids. Gene Ontology annotation, molecular function: protein binding. The transcript has 4 exons.
UUAACCAUGAAGUAACAAAGACAUAGUUUUUUAUUGAUCAAAAAGGACAUUUCUGGAAUCAUGGCCCCUAUUUCUGAAGAAGAGGAGAACUAUGUCCGAUUAGCCUUGUUAUUGAAAGGUGUGUCACCAACAGCAGUCCGUACUUAUUUUGACAAAGAAUUUCCACCUACUUAUCUACCCUCAACGCUGAACAAAAACUACAACACUCUUUUAGAUUUGAAAUUAAAGAGAAUUCUGAACCAAGCUCAAUGGAAUCUUUUGAUUCCAAGAAAUGGGGUACCUGAUUCCAAAACAUUCGAUGUAACGUUGAUGAUAAGUUUAAUCAGAAACUUGACAUCUGUCGUACCACCAAUCAAUGGUUUUGACAGUCUGCCAUUACCAGGGGAGACAACUCCCGGAUCUGACCUAGCCAGGAUAAAAUAUUACAGGAAUAAGCUAGCUCAUCAUGAUAGUAAUACAAUAGACACCGGUUAUUUCAAUGCAGCAUGGAGUGAUAUAUCAGAUAACAAUUUCCUUAAGGCUGUUGGUAGAUUGGGAGGUCAAACAACGAACAAAGAGUGUCAAGACUUAAAGGUGAAAAUCCUAGAUCAGUCAAAUCAGGAAAUUAUAUUAGAAAUCCAACAAUCACUGGAAGAGAUGAAAGAACUGAGACAAACAAUGGACAAUUUAGGAACGAAUCACUCACUAGUGACAGAAAAUCUUAGAAUGCUACAAGAUUCCCACAACACUUUACAAACAUCCCAUAGUACUUUACAGACAGAACACUCUAAAGCCAUGGAGAAUAUGAGAGAGUUGAAAGAUUCCCAAUGUACCUUACAGGCUGAGCACUCCAAAGUCACAGAGAAUUUAAAAGACCCAAUACCCCGGAACAUCAGAGAUCAGAUGGAAAAACAGUUAGAGGACUGGGAAAAAAAAGAUAAGAUGUUUGUGUCUACGAGAGCCAGUGAUUAUGUCUUCAAAUCUUUACAUGAGAACAGUUGUGUUACUUUAACUGGCCCAGCAGGAGUUGGGAAAUCUUUCAUCAGUAGGCAUAUAGCACUCCUUCUACGAAAGAAAGGAUACAAAAUUAUGCCGGUGUAUUCACCUAUUGACAUUAGAAUGUAUUAUCAACCUGGUAAACAGACAGUGUUCUUUGUAGAUGAUAUGUGUGGAAAUUUUACUGCAAACCAGCAACAGAUUGAGAACUGGGAGCAGCUGUUGCCUGUGAUUAAAACAAUUAUUGCAGACAAGUGUUGUAAGAUUAUUGUAUCUUGUAGGUUACAAGUCUAUAAAGAUGAUAAGUUUAAAGUAUUAUCUCCUUUUAAAUCUUGUGAAUGUAACUUAAUAUCAGAUAAGUUAUGCCUUACGUCUGCAGAAAAAUCAAAUAUAGCAAGAACCUAUAUUGGGACAAGCUUGAAAGAUAUUGAUGAUUUAUCACAAACAAGUGAUUUUUUCCCACUUUUAUGCUCUUUAUUUGAUAAAACAAAAGAUCCAUACAUCAAAAAGUUUUUCACCAAACCCUUUGAUGUAUAUAAAAAUGAGCUAGACAAUUUAGGUCUGCAUGGUGAUGGAGGGAACUUAAAAAUAUGCAGUCUUGCUUUAUGUGUUAUAUUUAAUAAUCAUCUGGAAGAAAAAUGGUUCAAGGGUAAUGUGACAGUUAAACAACGACGUAUCAUAGAAGACACAUGCGAUGCAUGUGAAAUAGACAGAAAUACAUCAAAAGCAAAAUUAAAGAAAGCACUCGAUACUCUAGAGGGUACCUUUAUAUGUAAACAGAAUGGUCUGUAUAGAACUAUACAUGAUACAUUGUUUGACUUUAUUGCCCAUUACUUAAGUAAAAAAAUGAUUGAAUGCUUAAUAGAGCAUGGUGAUAGUUAUUUAGUACAUGAACGGUUUAUUUGGGAGAAAACACCAGAUGACACGAUCAGUAAUAUGGACUUCAUUAUUGAAAUACCACAUGAUCAUUUAGAAUCAUAUUUAAAAAGGUUUCUAAGUGACUGGUCGAAAGGAAAGGUUGGUGUUAUAUUCAGGACCAACAAUAUGAAAAUAUCAUUAUUUAGACAACAGUUAUUACAGCACUUGACACAACUGGACAAAUCACAGCAAGAAGCAUUGGCCAAUACCAAGGAUACAGUGAUACCGAAGGAGCAUCAUGGGUCAGGAACUACUCCACUUAUAAUACUCUGUCUCGAGGGCUAUACUGAUAUUGUACAGUGGGUAUUACAUAAUGAUGUGGAUGUUGACCAGUUUAGAGAUGAUGGGAUGACUGGGCUUUUGCUGGCAAGUCAGGAAGGACAUACUGAUAUAGUGAGGUUACUGUUAGAGAAGAAUCCUAAUGUUGAUCUAUGCAACAGUAAUUUCUGUAGUCCCCUGUACAUGGCAAGUAUGAAAGGAAAUACUAAUAUAGUGAGGUUACUAUUAGAGAAUAAUUCAUAUGUUGAUCUGUUUGACAUUAAUGGCUGGAGUCCUCUGUAUAUGGCAUGUUGGGAUGGGCAUACGGAUAUAGUCAAACUCCUGUUAGAGAGACACCCGAAUGUUGAUCUAUGUGACAAUGAUGGCCGAAGUCCUCUGUUAUUGGCAAGUAAUAAUGGACAUACUAAUAUAGUAAAGUUGCUGCUAAAGAAGAAUCCUAACGUUGAUCUAUGUGACAGUGAUGGUUGUAGUCCUUUGUACUUGGCCAGUCAGAAUGGAAAAACUGAAAUAGUGAGAUUACUAUUAGAGAAAAAUCCUCUUGUUGAUCUUUGUGACAACUAUGGCUCUGGACUCCUCUGUACAGGGCAACAUUGGAAGGGCAUACUGAUGUAG